AUCAACAGAAUAUUCGGACCGCAGAACGGCGACACAAUGCUGUUCGGUGUCUCAGAGAAGGAAUGUUGUACGUUUCCUUUUUUCCUCUCUUGUCACCCUCCGCUUUAACUAAUUUACCUUUAUACCUUUGCAAAUUAUAUGAAAGCAAUACCUGACCAAUAUCUCCAAUUUUCAUUCAUCUUCCAAACAAGUGGUGCAUUUAUUUGAACAAUUGCACAAAUUCUCAUUCAAUUUUUUUUCCUUUAAAUUCUCUUAAACGUGAUUCGUUACAGUUUGAUAAUUUUCAAAAAAAAUCAAAAUUGUAAAGAGAAGAAAAAAAAUUGUGGGACGAAUGGAUUAAUGAAGAACAAUAUUAAAAUGUGUUAAGUUGCUGAAAAUUGACCGUUUCUUUCAAUAAGUUUUCUUAAUUUGAAUUAUAAAAAAAGAUCGAAGAUGAGGUGUAUUAUCAUAAUUAUUGGCAUCCUGUCAUCGACUCUCGCUCAAGAUGCCAAUGAGUGUGAUAGAAAUUGGCAUAAUUUAGAAACCGAUGAAUCGUCAAGAUUAAAUUGCGGUCCCAUGUUCGAAAAUCGCUGUCAAUGCGAAAGAAUUUGUUAUGAACGGGAACACAAAUUUGUAGUCAAUUGCACCAAUGCUGGAUUCACAAGCACUGCAGCAUUAUCCUAUCUGCCAAAUAGAACUCAGGUUUUACUUUUUACGGGAAAUAAUAUCAAUACACUGCCGCCGAAUAUUUUUGGAACUCUCGAUUCGUUUCCAGAUUUGGAAAUAAUUGAUAUGUCAAAUAAUCAUAUUAAAAUAAUUAAAGGUCAAUCCUAUCAUCAUGUGAAAAAUGUGAGACGAUUAAUAUUGGAUUUUAAUGACAUUUCCUUGGAUCCUGUUAGAAGUCAUCCGAGAAUUUUUUCCAAUUUCAUUUCUCUUGAGGAACUUCAUCUCACCGAUGCUUUUGAAGAUUCACCGAAUCCAAAAGAUUUGGCUUCAACUCUUCACGAUAUUUUUGUGAAUAGCAAUUUGACAAAGUUACGAAAAUUGCAUUUGGAGCAAAAUGAAAUUUCCGAAUUUCGCGAUCCAAAUGUUUUCUGCGAUCUUUCGAAUCUUUGGGAUUUACAUCUUGGUGAUAAUCAAUUGACUGCUUUACAUUUUAAUUUAUCUUGUCUACAUAAUUUACGAUUUUUGGAUCUUCAACGAAAUAGAUUUGCAAAAGUUUUGGAACGUGAUUUACAUACAUUGGACACAUUUGCAAAACACAAUCAAUCUGUGACUGUUGACUUUGCACUCAAUCCAUUUGAAUGCAAUUGUAAAUUAAAUCCAUUCAUCAAGUGGUUUAAUAAGACGAAGAUCAGUGUGAGAAACAAGGAAGACUAUACUUGUAAAAAAGACGAUAGAGUGAAAAUUCAUCUGACGAAAGACUGCGCGCCAAUAUUGAGAGGAGUUGCCAGGCACUCGGGAACAACUGUUCUCGUUUGUUUAUUAUCACUUUUAGUGAUUUCGCUCGUUGGUGGAUUUAUUUACAUGCAACGAGCAGAACUGAAGAAGAAAUUCGAACCAGUGCUCGAUUCUAUGAAUAAAAGAGUGCGAUACACGACAAUAGCAACUGGUGAAACUAGAGAAGUAGACGUAUAAAGAAAACAUUCUCAAAAAAAAGGGAAAGAAAAUAUAUUUUCAAAAAAAGAAUUUACCAUUUUUUAACAAAGUUGGAAAAAAAAGAAUGAAACUAAGAAAAAAAAUUAAAAGAAGAUUAAAUCAAAG
Leptopilina heterotoma is the source of this 1743-nucleotide messenger RNA. RefSeq names its product reticulon-4 receptor-like 2. Lineage: Eukaryota; Metazoa; Arthropoda; Insecta; Hymenoptera; Figitidae. Gene Ontology annotation, cellular component: membrane. The record is from RefSeq and is a predicted model, not a curated record. Gene Ontology annotation, molecular function: protein binding. The coding region runs from base 433 to 1617 and encodes 394 amino acids. The transcript has 5 exons.